Molecule: messenger RNA, 4232 nt
Organism: Gymnogyps californianus (California condor)
Lineage: Eukaryota; Metazoa; Chordata; Aves; Accipitriformes; Cathartidae
Gene: RASA2
Product: RAS p21 protein activator 2
Exons: 24
Coding region: 1-2466 (821 amino acids)
Biological process (GO): negative regulation of Ras protein signal transduction; regulation of GTPase activity; intracellular signal transduction
Molecular function (GO): GTPase activator activity; phospholipid binding
Source: RefSeq, a predicted model, not a curated record
AUGGCGGCCGGGGACGGCGGCGACGAGGUGCGGGUGCUGCAGAACCUCCGGGGGAAGAUCUAUGACGCCAAACACUUAGUACCCAACAAAAUGAGAGACUUUUUCUGUACCAUAAACUUGGACCAAGAAGAAGUUUUUCGUACACAGGUAGUUGAAAAAUCUUUAAGCCCUUAUUUUGGGGAAGAGUUUUACUUUGAGAUUCCAAGAACAUUCCAGUGGUUGUCCUUCUACAUUUAUGAUAAAAGCGUUUUACAAAAAGACCUGCGUAUAGGAAAGGUGUCAAUCAAAAAAGAAGAUUUAUGCAACUACACAGGAAAAGAGAACUGGUUUAUGCUUCAGCCUGUUGAUUCUAAUUCAGAGGUUCAGGGAAAAGUUCACCUUGAAUUAAAACUGAAUGAACUGAUAACAGAUAAUGGAUCUGUGUGCCAGCAACUAGUAGUACACAUAAAGGAGUGCCAUGGGUUGCCUCUUAUAAAUGGACAGAAUUGUGACCCUUACGCAACAGUCUCUCUUGUGGGGCCUUCCAGGAAUGACCAAAAGAAGACCAAAGUAAAGAAGAAAACAAGCAAUCCGCAGUUUAACGAAACAUUUUAUUUUGAGGUAACCAGGUCCAGCAGUUACACCAAAAAGUCCCAGUUUCAGGUAGAAGAAGAAGAUAUUGAGAAACUAGAAGUCAGGGUUGACCUAUGGAAUAAUGGAAAUUUGGUGCAAGACGUCUUUCUAGGGGAAAUUAAAGUUCCUGUGAAGGUGUUAAGAAAUGAUUCCUUUCAAGCAUGGUACUUACUUCAACCAAGAGAAAAUGGAAACAAGUCUUCUAAAACUGAUGAUUUGGGAUCACUUAGAUUAAAUAUCUGUUAUACUGAAGACUGUGUACUUCCAUCUGAAUACUACGCUUCUCUAAGAAACUUGCUGCUAAAAUCAUCAGAUGUUCAGCCGAUUUCUGCAUCUGCUGCCUACAUACUGAGUGAAGUUUGUCGAGACAAGUGUGAUGCAGUUCUGCCUCUUGUACGAUUGUUGCUACACCACCAUAAGCUAGUUCCAUUUGUUGCUGCAGUAGCAGAAUUAGAUCUGAAGGACACACAAGAAGCAAACACAGUCUUCAGAGGCAACUCGUUAGCAACUCGGUGUGUAGAUGAAAUGAUGAAAAUAGUGGGGAAGCACUACCUAAAGGUUACUUUGAAACCUGUUAUUGAUGAGAUAUGUGAGUCUCCUAAACCCUGUGAAAUAGAUCCCAUCAAAUUAAGAGAAGGGGAUAAUGUAGAAAUUAAUAUGGAAAAUCUACGCUAUUAUGUAGACAAAGUAUUCCGUGAAAUUGUGCGGUCAAGUAUAAGUUGUCCUACUCUAAUGUGUGAUGUUUUUUAUUCUUUGAGGCAUCUGGCUGCCAAAAGAUUUCCAAAUGACCCUCAUGUACAGUAUUCUGCAGUGAGCAGCUUUGUGUUUCUUCGUUUCUUUGCUGUAGCCGUAGUCUCACCUCAUACUUUUCAUUUACGACCUCACCAUCCAGAUGCACAGACUUGUAGAACAUUAACUCUUAUAUCAAAAGCCAUCCAGACUUUGGGGAGUUGGGGAAGUUUGACCAAAAGCAAACUUUCAAGUUUCAAGGAGACAUUUAUGUGUGAGUUUUUCAAAACAUUUCAAGAAGAAAAAUUUACUGAAUCUGUUAAAAAGUUCUUAGAUGAUGUUUCCUCUACUGAAAGUAAAGAGCCCAGUGGUCUGAGUGAGCCAGUACAUCUAAAAGAAGGAGAAAUGUACAAAAGAGCUCAGGGAAGGACUCGGAUUGGUAAAAAGAAUUUCAAGAAACGGUGGUUCUGUCUAACAAGUAGAGAAUUCACCUACCACAAACAGCAAGACAAAGAACCAAUUUUCACUAUUCCAAUCAAAAACAUCCUUGCAGUGGAGAAACUUGAUGAGAGCUCCUUUAACAAGAAAAAUAUGUUUCAAGUACUACAUGGAGAAAAGCCACUCUAUAUCCAAGCAAAUAACUGUGUAGAAGCUAGUGAGUGGAUAGAAGCUCUUUGCCGAGUAACAAGAUGCAACCAGAAGAGGCUUAGUUUUUACCAUCCUUCUGCUUUUCUGAAUGGGAACUGGCUUUGCUGCAAGGCUACAAUAGAGAACACAGUGGGCUGUGCUCGUUGCACUGCAGAUGUUCCUGCUGAUACUCAAAUUGAGAUUGAUGGAGACAGAGAGACAGAAAGAAUUUACUCGCUUUUCACUAUCAACAUGUCUAAACUACAGAAGUUGGAAGAGGCUUGCGGAAGUAUAGCAGUCUAUCAAGGUCCACGGAAAGAACCAGAUGAUUAUUCUAACUUCACAAUUGAAGAUUCUGUAGCAACUUUUCAUACACUUAAACAGAUAAUAGAUAUAGUAGAAAAGCUGAAUGAAUCGCAUGAAAAAUACCGAAAGAAGAGAUCAUCUAGUGCUAAAUAUGGUAGUGAAGAAAAUCCAAUUGUUGGAAAAGUUUCCUAACCAAAACGAACUGGCACACUUGGAUGAAAAAAGAAACUGGAAAUGCUGUUGAGUGUUUUGGUUUUUUGUUUUGGUUUUGUUUUUUUUAAAUUCAUUAUAUGUAUUUUUACAAAGUAUUUAAGAAUGAACAUAAAUGCUAGUUGUGUUGACAAUCUAUUUAAUAUUUAAUAGAAAAAUAUCUACUUGGAAAUCUGGUCUUAAGGUUUAUUCUCAUUUUGCUGAAGAACUUGAAGUUGCAGGUUCUUGAAGUAACAGGUGUGAAUAAAUCUAAAUGUUGUUUUGCCAUUGUUGUCUUAUUGGAAAGAACUUUCUAAACAAAUAAGCUUUUUAAUGGAAGAAAAUCCACACGGCAUUUGUUGGUUGGAUUACAUCUCUCAAUACAGACACUGCAAACUUGCGUGAGUUUACCAUGAGUGCCUGCCGUGCUGAUAUGGAUCUUGAAAUAGAAAUCCCAAGAUACUAUGACAUGGAAAAGAUCUGAAGCUUCACACUCAAUUCAUUUGAUGUUUUUCCUUGUAUUAGGUGUUGUCAGGACUUGAUUUAUCUACAGCUGAAGUUUUACAAAAAUCAUGCAGUAUGCUGCAAAUAACCUGGACAGCAGAUACCAGUGUUAGUUAUGUUUUUAAGUACUAAAGAAGAAGAAAUCAGGGAACUUACGUUGUACCUCUUGUUUACAUUUGGGGUGAGUAAUACAUGGAGUGACAUUAGACCACUAUCUAUUUUCUUUAGGAUUUUUUUAAGGUACAUAUUUUUUCUUAAUCUAAAAAGAAAUCCAGGGUAGUAACAUUCUUUUUAAAUAAGUUUGCCUACGGAUAGAAAAAUUUAAAUGUGAACAGAUUGUGGUUAAGUACUGAUCAAUUUACAUCAUCCCAUGUAUGAUUUUAUUUCUUUUUUUUUUAAUAAAAAGUAAUAACUAGGUCCAGCUCAUCUUUUGAUUACAAAUCUAAUAAAUAAUCUCUAUUAUAAUCACUCAAAGCACUUUAGAUAUCUGGACUAUCCCAGAUUAUUUUUAGAUACUUUGUAGUAUCUGCUUGUUAUGAUCAGUUGAAUGAUCAACUUUGUUUUGUCUUCAAGCAAUGCUUCAGUGAAUAUUUUUAUAUCUUUAGUUAUAUGGAUUCGUGUUUGCCACUUAACACAAUUUUAAACUGGCGUUCUUGACUUUAGUAAGAUUAAUUUUUGCUCACUUCAUCUGAGAAGUUAGGUUUAUGCUGAAAGAACAUAUAUGUAUAUAACCAGGAAGAAGCAAAGGUAUUACUGUGGCAACUUUGCUUCAUCAGUAUUAAAUACAAUGGUACGCCUUGGAAUAUUAUUUUUAAUAAUAACUAUAUGUGAUACUUUUAUUUUUGGAGCAUUUGCUAUGGGGUCUUUUGUUGUUGUUUUGUUGGGUGUUUUUUGUGGUUUGGUUUUUUUUUUUUUUUACAAUCAUGAUUUGGCCAAAUUAAUUAGGAAUGUAACUUACAAAUGGAAAUCCACAAUGCUUGAAACUGUAAGCUGUUUAAAUUACUGUACAUUUAUUAUACUGUUGUAGGGAGGCUUUCUGUAAUAGAAGCAAGUUGGCAAGACAGGUUUGAAAUCUCUUUUGGAACGAAUGUAAUUUGUUAGAAUAACCAUUUGGUUUAAUACCAGACAAACUAUUUUAGAAUAUCUGGGAUUCAGUACUAGUAUCUGCAACGUCACAAUCAUUUAAUCACCUCAGCUGUUUUUGCCUUUUCCUUUUUUUACACAUUUGAUGUAUUCUAAGGGACUUUUAUUUGCCAACAGUUGAA